AUGAUCCUAUGGCCUCCAAGGCUUGAUUCUCACUGGCUAACCCCCUGUUUCUCAAUAGCCGGCCGAUCGUCCCGACCGACCGUCCAACGGUGCAUGACUAGGAGGUCCAACAAGGACAACCUAGUUGAACAUCCAGAGAUAGACAAGCUUGAGAAGCACUUAGGAAGCAAAAAGCCCAAGAGAUGGCCGACGAAGCAGCUCGCGCUCACGCCGCUGAAGUGGCGCGCUAAUGAAGAAGGAAGAGAUCCACCUCCUCCUUCCUAA
Messenger RNA from Microthlaspi erraticum, 264 nucleotides. The record is from the annotation of a GenBank genome assembly. Lineage: Eukaryota; Viridiplantae; Streptophyta; Magnoliopsida; Brassicales; Brassicaceae.